GUUCUCUGCUAGAGAGUUGAGCUCGAGCCUUGCAAGUCAAUCAUAUCACGAACGACACAUAUAGGAAGUUUUUACACUAGACUUCCUGUUAAAUUGAUUCGCCGACGUUUUAAUUCCCAUCGGUCCCUUCGCCCUGAAAAGUGUCACAAGUUGACCACAAAUCCUCGCCGGGCUAUUCAGCAAUAUAAUCAACAUCGCUAUCACUCCAGUAUUCUAUUAUAACAACUAUAACAACUAUUUCUCAAGGUUAUACCAUCGAGGGAUAAUCUUGCCGUCGUUGCUUUAUUGCUAUCGUGCAAAGACCUGAGCAUUUUUUAUUGGCAAAGAAACGAAUAUUAGCUUUUCGCUGCAUCAUUUAGCUACCGACAACCAUUUGCAGUUUCCCGAAAAUUUGCUACGAUAUCUUGCGAAAUUCCCUUUAGAAUCUACAACUUCAACGAUACUACCAACAUGAACCGAAACAGUACUCCGGAGGCCUCGACUGCUUCGUCACUCCGUCCGCCGUCGUCACGAACAGUCGCCACUAAUAAUCACCACCUCCGCGCAUCUGCUGAUAUGGCCGCUCUUGCUGGUCCCGCGACGUCGAACCGUAUCCGUCCCUCUUCGGACUUCUAUGGCCAACAAGGCCAAGGUCAAGGGGCCGCUGAUGCAGACCCGCAAGAUAAAGUGACCCAGCAAUGGAUUGCUGAUAUUGAUCAGUACGAGACAACUCUGGAAGAAAUGGCCGCCGCCACCCUGGAUCAGGAUUUCAAGGACGAACUCAGUGCUAUUGAACAGUGGUUUCGGGUCCUGUCCGAGGCUGAGCGUACUGCUGCUUUGUAUGCUUUGCUUCAGCAGACUACCCAGGUCCAAAUUCGGUUCUUCAUCCAAGUCCUUCAGCAAAUGGGGAAAAACCACCCAAUGUCUGGUGUGCUAUCCCCGGCCAAUUUUGACAAAGAUCCUAUGUCGAAUCGUCUAAGCGAUGCUAUGAAUAAGUUGAACGUUGGGUCAGCUAGGAACUCGCUUUCGCAACCGCAAGCGUCGACUAAGAGACACUCUGGGCUUGACCCAUCAACUAUAAACGCUAUGUUUCCUGAUGCCGCGGCAGCCAUUGCUACUGAAAAGGCCAAGUUUACCCAACAGACCGGAAACCAGCCUCCUUCAAACCGCAACAGUACGGUCGUAGAUAUCCGAAGCCCCUUAGGUGCACCAACCAUCUCCGCGCCGACCGAAGGACUUGAUCCCAAUGCACAGAAUCCCGCGUCGCCUUGGGACCAAAAUGGCUCGCGACCCAAGUCGUCAUCCGGUCAGACUCCCAUGGGUCAGUUUGUUCAGCCCCCACCUUCGGCGGGUUUGAGGUCGCCUCGACCUCAACUAGGCGGCAGUAAUAUCCAAAGUACUACGCUUAAUGCCCCGGAUAAGUCAGCUAAUGAUUUGCCGCUUCUCUCGCCAUACGCGACUGGAAGUGGAAAUUGGGCUUCAAUGGUGAACACUCCUAUGGUUCCGACAUUUAACACUGGCAAUUCGGCCAACCAGGCAGACAUGGUGGCCAAUGCGACGGCAAUGAAGCUCGCGGCGUUAUCUACAGUCAACAAUCGUUUCGCCCUUGAUGAUGUACGAAAGUACCGACGAGCCCGUUCUAACGAGGCACCUGGUCAAAAUCUAAACUCUAUCCAAUCUGGACACCAGGGAUCAAAUAUCCCCGGCACAAACAUCAUCAUGGUCAAUGAGCAUGGCCAGGUUCUGAAUAGAGAUCAGAUGCUUGCCCUACAGAACCAUCAGGUCAUGGGUGGGUUCGCAGCCCACAGAUCUCGUCCAAAUUCUCCUGGCAUAGCAAUGCAGGGUUUCGGGCAAGUGCCUUUUGCCUCUCCGCAAAACAACGGCUUCCUAAGUGCGUACGACAGCGCACAGAAUCCACUCUUGAACAACGGACUCGGUGCUAUCAACAUGGGUCAACUUGGUGUGGGUGUUCCCGAGGGUUACCUGUCUGACCACUCGGAUAUGGUUCGUGGCCGAUCGCCCCGUGGACGCCGUGGAACCUCGAAGCCCCCGGAGGAUCCUACUGACCCGACCCUUCUGCAAGACAUACCAGCCUGGCUUCGAAGUCUGAGACUCCACAAGUACACCGACAAUUUGAAGGACAUGAAAUGGACGGAUCUGAUUGAACUUGAUGAUAAGGCUCUAGAAGAUCGCGGUGUUAAUGCUCUCGGAGCUCGCAGGAAGAUGUUGAAGGUAUUUGAGCAAGUCAAGGGUAAAUAAACUCGCUCCCUGCGCCUUUUUUACGGAUUUGCUAACACAUACACAGAGGCCAAGGCAGAUGGCAAGCUGGGCUAGCCGUUGCAACUUAAUAAUGAUGACAUUCGCUCACUACGGCUGAAUCAUCGCAAUUUGAAGAUAGAAUUUGAAAGAACGAAAACAAGAAGGAAAAAAAAGGGAAAAAAAAGCUGUUGACAUGAAUUACGCCGAGGAUAUUCGAUAUCUACUCGGCAUCCUAGUCGUGGAUUGAGAGAUUUCUUCAGUGAACAGAUUUUAAAUGAGCAGUUAGGAGAAUGUUUUGCUUUUCGCGUCGGAUAAAGGUUUGGACAACAAACCCAAGUUGAGAUUUGAUAGCUAUGACGAAAGCUAUAAAGCAGCCCUCUGAUAGCAGGAGGUUGUUGUUGUAAGGUAUGCGUGUACACAGAUUAUCACUAUUAAGAGGUAAACAU
This is a messenger RNA of Daldinia decipiens, 2684 nucleotides long. Its product is annotated as protein VTS1. Gene Ontology annotation, biological process: nuclear-transcribed mRNA poly(A) tail shortening; regulation of mRNA stability. Gene Ontology annotation, molecular function: protein binding; mRNA binding; translation repressor activity. The transcript is spliced from 2 exons. Gene Ontology annotation, cellular component: P-body. Lineage: Eukaryota; Fungi; Ascomycota; Sordariomycetes; Xylariales; Hypoxylaceae. Bases 451 to 2238 code for a protein of 595 amino acids. The record is from RefSeq and is a predicted model, not a curated record.